AUGGACAAUCGCGACGAAUAUCAAAGUCCGCAUGAUCCGUCGGGCUUCGGCUCGUGGAGUUGGAUGGCACCUAUGAGUCCAGGUUCAACGGACACCCAACAACCAUAUCCAACGCCGAAUUCAUUUCAGACCCCUAAUGCGUCCGCAUCGUACUCACAGCAUUACCCGUCGGCUGCAUCAUCUUCAUCCUCAGCGCCAGGGUCAGCCUUCCGAGCCGCGCCCAAGGUGGCCAUUCCGCGCUUGGCGGGCUCGGAAACGGGUUUUGGCGGGCGCCGCCGCUCCGCUCGAGCUUGCGAGCCUUGUCGCCAACGAAAGAUCAAAUGCGACGGGCUGAGGCCGUCCUGUGGGCAAUGUAUCUAUCACAACCACCGGUGUUCCUACGAGGACGUCAAACGCGUCCGUGACCAGAAGCGACUCGGUACGUUGGCGAAACGCGUCGAGGCGUACGAAGCCCUUUUACGAGAAUUGGAGGGAGAGGUUGAUUUGCCUACGGCACGACAGAUCAGGAAAGUAUUGCAGGCUUUUGACUAUUUGGCAAAGACCAAGCAUGUAAGCUCCUCGGAAAAGAACGACGAUGCAUCCGAUGAUUCCUCGACCUCCAUGGGUUCGCUCGACGCGAUCGACCAGGUCGAUGAAGACCUGAAUCGGAACGAGAGUACCCGUGCGUCGGGCUUUUUUGGCAAGAAUUCAGAGGUCAAUUGGAUUCGCAAGUUGGAGAGCGGAGUGAGAAUGACCAGCCCGCCAGGUAAAUCGGGGAGUUCGCAGAAUCCUUUCAAUACGGACGGUCUGGACGCGUCUCAGCGACAGAGUCUCGAAAGGGUUCUCCCUACCUCCAUAAUGGAUUAUCACCUCGACAAUUUGGAAAUUCCUUUCAUUGAGUCGUGCGAUCCUUAUGCCUUGCCAUCGCGAGAACUGGCAGAUCGAUAUUUCGACGCAUACCUGACAUAUGUUCAUCCGACCUUUGGUAUUAUUCGAAAGUCCAAUUUCCUUUCUCAGUACCAGAAGUUCUUUGAGAAUACAUCCGCAACGCCGCGGCCGCGGAAGUGGCUCGCCAUUUUGAACAUGAUAUUCGCUAUUGGCUGUCGACACUGUCGACUCAUGGAAAAUAUCUACAACAUGAGCGAAGAGGACCUGGUUUUCCUGAGUCGAGCGCGGCUCCUGGGCUUCGAUUUCGGCGUGCUGUUCGAGCACAGCGAUCUUCAACAGAUCCAGCUAGAAUCCUUGAUGGCAAUAUACCUCCUCUGCCUAGGACAGGUCAACAGGGCAUCCAAAUUCUCCGGCAUGGCUCUCCGCUCAGCGCUAUCCCUCGGUAUCAAUCUCCGUCUCACAGACACCCAGACCCCAGAAGCCGCAAAAGAAGCCCGCGGCCGCCUCUGGUGGUCCAUCUACUCGCUCGAACACCUCAUCACAUCAGUGACUGGCCGCGCCUCCAGUGUAUCGGAAAGCAUCUGCUCCGUACCAUCCCCAUUCCCCUGCGAAGAAGAAACCUUUGAACACCCCGAAGCAAAGCGUCUCUUCCGAGACCCAACCCUCCGCGAAACACAUCUCCGCCCAACCCUCUUCGAAGCCUCCAACCAGGCCGACCUCCAAUCAUGGACCGCAGCCUGCCCACCCUGUCCAUCCCUCUUCUUCCACAACCUCGUCGACCUAAGCCUCCUCACCCAAGCCCUCAUGAACAAAGUCUACAGCAUCGAAGGCCUCCGCCAAGGCCCCUCCAGACUCGAAUACCACGUCCAGAAGUUCGGCCUAAAAAUGGAUCGUUGGCUCGCAAAACUAUCCCCUGCAUACCAAUUCACCCUCCCGGACGCCGGCCCCUGGCACCUCAACCACCCCCAGCUAGACGAUCUAGCCGCGCCCUUCGUCCGCGAACGCGUUUGUCUAGCGAUGAACUACUACUCCGCCAGAAUAACCCUCUGCAGACCCUGUCUCACCCACAUCCGAACAAAUACCCAAGGCCGCUCUUCUGCAUCCCAAAGCUCAAACUCAGACCUAAGCUCCCGCACGAAACUCCGCAUCGAAAUGGCUACCCACUGUCUCCAAGCCUCCUGCGCUCUCAUUUCCGUCUUACCCGAAUCCCCGAACCUCCCCUGGUUAGCAUGUACCGCGCCCUGGUGGAGUGUCCUCCAUUUCGUUAUGCAGGCUACAACAGCUCUCCUGCUGGGACUAUCAUACCGCUCUUAUAACUCCGGUUUACAGUCUCAAACGCAGUCGCAGGAGCAGUCACAAUCUAAACCCUCUGACCCGCUUACACCUGGCACGCCAAGUUCAGGGCCUGGAGUGUCGUACCCAUUACUCCUAGAAAAAAACCUUGAUACGGCGGUUGCAUCGGCUAAAAAGGCUAUGCUUUGGAUCCAUGCGACGUCGCAGGUGGAUAUGGCGUCGCGGAAGGCGUUUGUUCUCUGUGAGAAUGUUGUUAAGAGGAUUGCGCCUGGGUUGGGGGUUGAUCUGAGUGAUUGGCCUGAUGGGAGUGGGUUUGUUGUUGAUUUUAGGGAGGGGAGGAGACGGGGAUCUAGUGGGACUUGGAAUGGGAGUGGUGCGAGUGAUGGUGAUGCCAAUGGCAAUGUCAAUGGGAAUUUGGCGAAUAGUCGGACUAGUAAUGGGAGUGGGAGUGGGAGUGGCAUGGAGUCUUUUGAGGAGUUGGUUGAUUUUGAGGGAGGCGUUUUUUAG
This is a messenger RNA of Penicillium arizonense, 2667 nucleotides long. RefSeq lists its product as uncharacterized. The record is from RefSeq and is a predicted model, not a curated record. The coding region runs from base 1 to 2667 and encodes 888 amino acids. Gene Ontology annotation, molecular function: DNA-binding transcription factor activity, RNA polymerase II-specific; DNA binding; zinc ion binding. Gene Ontology annotation, biological process: regulation of DNA-templated transcription; DNA-templated transcription. The transcript is spliced from 3 exons. Lineage: Eukaryota; Fungi; Ascomycota; Eurotiomycetes; Eurotiales; Aspergillaceae.